CCCCUCCGCCGGGCCGAGCGGCGGCGAGAGCGGGCCUGCGGGCGGCGGCGGCGGACGGGCCUGAGGGAGCGGCCGGCUCCGCGCGGGGCUCGCCUCGCCUCGCCCAGCGGGUCCAUGGCCUGAGCGGCCAUGUCCGGCGUGGUGCGGACCCUCAGCCGCUGCCUGCUGCCGGCCGAGGCCGGCGGGGGCCGCGAGCGCAGGGCGGGCGGCGGCGGGGCCCGCGACGCGGAGCGCGAGGCGCGGCGGCGCAGCCGGGACAUCGACGCGGGGCUGGCCCGCGAGCGGCGCGCCGUGCGGCGGCUCGUCAAGAUCCUGCUGCUGGGCGCGGGCGAGAGCGGCAAGUCCACCUUCCUCAAGCAGAUGCGCAUCAUCCACGGCCGCGAGUUCGACCAGAAGGCGCUGCUCGAGUUCCGCGACACCAUCUUCGACAACAUCCUCAAGGUGCGUGCGCCCCGCCCGCCGCCGCCGCACACUGCGCCCCGCUGUGCCCAGGGCUCCAAGGUCCUGGUGGACGCGCGGGACAAGCUGGGCAUCCCGUGGCAGCACUCGGAGAAUGAGAAGCACGGCAUGUUCCUCAUGGCCUUCGAGAACAAGGCCGGGCUGCCCGUGGAGCCCGCCACCUUCCAGCUGUACGUGCCCGCCCUGAGCGCCCUCUGGGGCGACUCGGGCAUCCGGGAGGCCUUCAGCCGCAGGAGCGAGUUCCAGCUGAACUACUUCCCCAGCAAGCAGGACAUCCUGCUGGCCAGGAAGGCCACCAAGGGCAUCGUGGAGCACGACUUCGUGAUCAAGAAGAUCCCCUUCAAGAUGGUGGACGUGGGCGGCCAGCGGUCCCAGCGCCAGAAGUGGUUCCAGUGCUUCGACGGGAUCACGUCCAUCCUGUUCAUGGUGUCCUCCAGCGAGUACGACCAGGUGCUCAUGGAGGACCGGCGCACCAACCGGCUGCUGGAGUCCAUGAACAUCUUCGAGACCAUCGUCAACAACAAGCUCUUCGCCAGCGUGUCCAUCAUCCUCUUCCUCAACAAGACGGACCUGCUGGCGGAGAAGGUGCGCAGCGUCGCCAUCAGCAAGCACUUCCCCGACUUCCGCGGCGACCCGCACCGGCUGGAGGACGUGCAGCGCUACCUGGUGCAGUGCUUCGACCGGCGGCGGCGCAACCGCAGCAAGGCGCUCUUCCACCACUUCACCACGGCCAUCGACACCGACAACGUCCGCUUCGUCUUCCACGCCGUCAAGGACACCAUCCUGCAGGAGAACCUCAAGGACAUCAUGCUGCAGUGAGGCCGCCACGGCCACCGAAUCCGGCGGUACACUACUGAGAGCCGGCGGGCCGGGGCACUGCUGUGUGCGCGCCCGCGUGUGCCCAGGGUGGGUCCGCGUGCCUGCGCGCGCUGACACCAGCACCGAGCGCCCGCCUGCCCGGCUCCCUCCAGCCCGCAGGUCUUCCUGCCACUAACGCAAGCCCUGCCCGUGUGGUGUGUGGGCGACCCAGUGCCAGACAGGCGGGCGCGGGGCUCGGCGCCCCUCCCAGGGAGCGCGUUGCCUUUUAAGACUCCUGUGCCACGUCCCGGAGCCCCCGGCUGUGGGGGGCUCCUGGAGUGUUGUGCCUUAGUGCCCAGGCGCUGCCUCCUCCUGCCACCUGUCCGUCGCAUGGACAGGGCACGUCCCUUGCGUAGCACUGGGCGGUGCUUAUUACUCCCGACCGCCCCGCCCUGCCCUGCCCUGCCACCCCUCCCCUCUUCCCCCGCCAAGUCACACCCGCCGCCUGCAGGUGGCCGCUGGGGUGCAGCGCAGGGUUAGCACAGCCGUGUCCAGCCGGCGGCCUGUGCUCCGCAGACACUGACCCUCAGGGAGCCCGACCCGCACACCCUGGGUCCCGCAGACUGCCACCACCCAGUGCCUCUUACAGCCGUCCCUUCCCAGGGCUGUCCCUUCGCAGGCCGCCCUCCAUCCGGUCCUUCCAGGCUCUGCCUCCUGAAUGCCAGCAGCACGUGCUCCCCACUCGGGGUGCUGGGCCCGUGGAGGCCGCCCGGCAGGUGCCACACUGUACAGCAUGCAUUCCACUGCCGCCUCGGCCCUCCCUGCGGUCUGGGGGGGGGGGGGGGGGCUCGCCUAGCACUUGAGAGAGGAGAGAGCUUCCUCGCUCGCCAGCACCAGAAUCCACUGGCUUAGCCACCCCCGGGCCUGGUCCUCAGGGCCCCUCCCUGGGCCCCAUGUCACACUGAGUCUGCGGCAGGGCUGACCCGGGGCGGGGGGGGGGGGGGCGAGGAGGAGCCCGCUCCCGAGUCACCUCGUCACCUGUUUAGGAGGAGACCACAGCGCGAGAGCCUGGGGGCGUGUGCGGAGGGCCGGCUCUGGUGAGAAAGAAGUUGCUGAUUGGGUGCCGGCCCCUGUGGCUCUCCAGGAGCAGAGGCUGUGGCCCAGGCCCGGCCAUGUGGCCUAGAGGAGAGGGUGCAGGGCACUCAGGCAGGCGGUUCUGAGGUCGCGGUCGCCUUCGGUGCCGGGACGCCGGGUGUCAGGGGUGUGAGGAGCGGGCUGGUCCUCCCCGCCGGGAAAUGGGGCUCGGAGAGGCGGCUGGGCCCGGCUGGGCCCCUGAGCGCCCUCAUCAGGCCGAGCCGUUUGCUCACUUUGGUGUGAGUGUGAGCACCGGGACCGCGCUGAGCGGGGCGGGAGGGCCCGGAGGCCAGGACCCCGACCAGCUCGGCCGCCCUGCACCCUGUGGGCUCCUCGCCUGGCCCGGGCGUCCCGGCCGAGGAGGGCGUCCCGGCGCUGCCCUGUCCUGGGGCGCCUAACCGGAGAAGAAGUUACACUUGUGAGGCUGAACUAAACCAUUUACAACUUUCUACACAUAGACUAGUCCUUCUUGUUUCCAAAGCCUCGGCUUUUGUAAUUUUUUAUCUUAAUUUCACUGUCACCUUGAUAAUUGUCUUUUGUAUUGAGAUGUUGGAGGAGCAGGAGGUAGCGGUGCCUCAUCUAUUAUUGCAACAAUGUAACAAUAAACUUCCUCAAA
Pipistrellus kuhlii (Kuhl's pipistrelle) is the source of this 3007-nucleotide messenger RNA. It is a transcript of the gene GNA12, whose product is annotated as G protein subunit alpha 12. The record is from RefSeq and is a predicted model, not a curated record. The transcript has 3 exons. Gene Ontology annotation, cellular component: brush border membrane; heterotrimeric G-protein complex. Bases 130 to 1278 code for a protein of 382 amino acids. Gene Ontology annotation, molecular function: D5 dopamine receptor binding; GTPase activity; G-protein beta/gamma-subunit complex binding. Lineage: Eukaryota; Metazoa; Chordata; Mammalia; Chiroptera; Vespertilionidae. Gene Ontology annotation, biological process: adenylate cyclase-modulating G protein-coupled receptor signaling pathway; Rho protein signal transduction.